Cyphomyrmex costatus is the source of this 12776-nucleotide messenger RNA. RefSeq names its product plectin-like. The transcript has 14 exons. Gene Ontology annotation, biological process: intermediate filament cytoskeleton organization; wound healing; cytoplasmic microtubule organization. Gene Ontology annotation, cellular component: cytoskeleton; cytoplasm; hemidesmosome. Lineage: Eukaryota; Metazoa; Arthropoda; Insecta; Hymenoptera; Formicidae. The record is from RefSeq and is a predicted model, not a curated record. Gene Ontology annotation, molecular function: structural molecule activity; protein binding. Bases 60 to 12776 code for a protein of 4238 amino acids.
GCGGGAAGGAGAAAAAGGCGAUACGCACGUGUGCGAUACGCGCUUAGUGAUCCACGAAAAUGUCGCUCUAUCGGUUCAGCAAAGGGGGCAGGUUGUUCGUACAAGGCACGAGUGAGGACGACGGUCGUGAUGGCGUUUCACCUAGCCCAACGGGAUCGCGAUCCGCCGAUGAUCUGCGAGCUAUAUACACGAAACGCCGAUUGUCGACCGAGGUCUUAGGUUCGUCGAUCGAAUCGACGAAAACGUCGAGACGCGGUGAGAAUGGCACGAAACGCAUCGUCACUCGCAUCGUCCGCAAGACUACGACUUUAACACGCGGCGAGGAGCGUAGCGCUUCCGAGGACCUCACCAAACGUGCUCAUCCUAGGUACUUACAAGAUGCUAGCUCAGCGACGAUGACCGUAAGCCGACACGUUCCAACGAAAGCGAAAACUGUACGGAUAUCGGAUAUAGUGGUUGGUCAGGAACCAAACGUAACGGCGCGAGAAGCUCUUCUGAGAUGGGCUCGACGAUCGACUGCCCGAUAUCCUGGAGUACGGGUGACCGAUUUCACCUGUUCCUGGAGGGACGGUUUGGCUUUCAGUGCUCUUCUCCACAGGAACCGGCCGGAUCUGGUCGAUUGGAGAACGGCGCGUUCAAGCCAGCCGCGAGAGCGGCUCGAUCGGGUCUUCUUCGUCGCCGAGCGCGAGUACGGCGUUACGAGGCUUCUCGAUCCUGAAGAUGUUGAUACCCCCGAACCGGACGAGAAGUCCUUGAUAACGUACAUCUCUUCGCUCUACGACGUGUUCCCGGAGCCACCGGCCAUUCACCCUCUGUACGAUGCCGAAGCGCAAAGACGGUCCGCGGAAUAUCGUGAGCUUGCGAGCUCGCUUCAUAUGUGGAUCCGCGAGAAGAUGGCUCUUAUGCAAGAGCGAUCUUUCCCGCCGACUCUAAUCGAAAUGAAGAAACUAGCGGCGGAUAGUACGAAGUUCAAAAACGAGGAGGUACCGCCACGAUACAGGGACAAACAGAGAUUGACAUACAUCUUCCGAGACCUGCAAAAGUAUUUCGAAGCGGUGGGCGAAGUGGACAUGGAAACUGAAUUACAUAUUGAUGUCAUCGAAAAGAAUUGGAAUCGCUUAAUAAUGUUGCAUCAGGAGCGCGAACAAGCUAUUAUAGACGAAAUUAAACGACUCGAGCGACUGCAACGACUCGCCGAGAAAGUGCAUCGUGAGAUGAAAACGACUGACAACAGAUUGGAGGAGCUCGAGAGACGUGUAGAAGACGAAGCACGCAGGCUCGAUCGCCUUCAUCCUUUGGAAGCAAAACAUGCGGUGGACUUGCUGGAACAGGACAUACGCAGUACGGAAACCCAAAUACAGAAUAUAUUUACCGAUGUGCAUACCCUUACAGAGGGUAGAUACAGUCAGGCGCCCGAGCUUCAUAAGAGAGUACAAAAACUGCAUCAAAGAUGGGUUGUACUACGAUCUCUCCUGCAUAGGCGUCUGGUACAACCUCUCUCUGCGGUUUCCUUCCCUGUAGAGGAACGUGUUGUCACGAAACAUCGCACUACCGUUCAUGAAACACGAUUAGUUGAUACCAAUCCACAUUUCCGCGCGUUACACGAUUGCAUAGACUGGUGUAAGAGCAAAUUGAAGCAUCUACAAGAAGCGGAUUACGGAUCGGAUUUGCCUAGCGUGCAAAAUGAAUUGGAUGUACAUCAACGAGAGCACAAGAACAUCGAUCAAUUCAAAGCCAAGGUCGACAAGUGCGUACAGGCAAAGAACAAUUUCCAUGGCGAAGAACUCACGUUGUACAGCCAGCAUCUUAACACUCUGCAAAAACUUUAUGCUGAGCUUCUUAACGUAUCGAGUAAGAGGCUUUCUGAUUUGGAUACUCUGCACGAUUUUAUACAGUCAGCUACUGGCGAAUUGGUUUGGUUAAACGCCAAGGAGGAAACAGAAGUCACGCGCGAUUGGAGCGACAAGAACUUGAAUGUACAGAGCAUCGAGCAAUAUUACGAGUCUUUGAUGAGUGAUUUAGAGAAACGUGAGAUACAAUUUUCGGCAGUACAAGAUCGUGGUGAGGCAUUAGUUCUUCAGCAUCAUCCUGCAGCGAAAACGAUCGAAGCUUACAUGUCCGCGAUGCAAACUCAGUGGGCUUGGUUAUUACAACUUACUCUUUGCCUUGAAGUACAUCUAAGACACGCCGCGCAAAACCAGCAAUUUUUCAAAGAAGUUCAGCAAGCCGAACAGUGGAUCUCCAAACAGGAUGAAACGCUGAAUACUGUUUACUCGCAAUCUGAUUUCUCAUUGGACGAGGGAGAGCGACUUCUAAAAGGCAUGCAAGAGUUGCGCGAGGAGCUUAAUAAUUAUGGUGAUCACGUACAGAGACUCGUGGAGAGAGCAAAGGACAUCGUUCCUAUGAAGCAACGCAAGCAACCUGUUAUGCGACCGUUACAGGUCACUUGUAUCUGUACCUACAAACAAGUUAAUAUGUCCAUCGAGAAAGGAGAACAAUGUACGCUGUAUGAUAAUUCCGGCAGAGUUAAAUGGCGUGUCAAAAACACGCAGGGAGUGGAAUCUCCUGUACCAGGUGUUUGCUUUGCGCUGCAACCUCCCGAUAAGGAAGCAUUGGAUGCUGCAGAAAGAUUAAGACGACAGUAUGACAGAAGUGUUGCUCUCUGGCAACGAAAACAAUUGAGACUAAGACAAAACAUGAUAUUCGCGACUAUCAAGGUGGUCAAGGGUUGGGAUCUGCCGCAAUUUUUGGCGAUGGGACAAGAUCAACGUACAGCUAUCAGAAAAGCGUUGAACGAAGAUGCAGAUAAGUUACUAUCCGAAGGAGAUCCGGCGGAUCCACAACUUAGGAGAUUGAAACGCGAGAUGGCGGACGUUAAUCGACUAUUCGAUGAUUUCGAGAAGCGCGCCAGAGCCGAGGAAGAAUCGAAAAAUGCCGGACGCAUUUUCAACGAUCAAGCGUCUUUGCUUCAGCAAGCACUCGACGAAGCCGAGCGAGUACUGAACGCACGCAUAGCUGCGCCCUUACCUCGAGAUCUCGAUAGCUUGGAACAUCUCGUAUUACAGCACAAAGACUACGAACAAAAUCUGCAACGCUUGGCGCCGGACGUGGAACAAAUGCAACAGACAUUCCGCGGAAUCACCCUGAAAACUCCGGCGAUGAGAAAUAAACUUGAUAAUAUUACGAGCAAAUGGAGUCAUUUGUGGAACCUGAGCAGCUUGUAUGUUGAGCGCUUGAAGUGUGUCGAGAUUGUGCUGUCCAGCCUCGAAGAAAACACGACGGCAAUCUCCGAGUUUGAGAUUAAGUUGGCCUCCUUCGGCGAGUUACCAUCGGACGUGAAGGGCUUGCAAAGCGUGUUGGAAGAUCUGAUGGUUCUUCAAAAUGCUAUCGCUCAGCAACAAGUGUCAGUAGAUCAAUUGAAUGAAGAUGCGCAUAACGCCAGGCGUCUUGUAGAGAAAUCGAGACCAAAUCAUCGAGGUCCGCACGGCGACAUGGACAGAUUGGACGCUGAGGUCAACAAACUAAAUGCACGAUGGACGAACGUUUGCGGGCAGCUGGUCGAUAGACUGCGCAGUGCCGAAACAGCCUACGGAUUGGCGCAACAGUAUCAAAACUCAUAUCAAAACGAAGUGGACUUUGUCGAUGAAUCAUACGGAAAAUUAGAACUGGAGAAUACGAAGAACCUGUUGAGCAAGGUGUUGGAUCGCACGCCGGCAAUCGAAGCGGUGAAUAUCACUGGCGGUAGAUUGAUCCGUGAAGGGAAGAUCUACGGACAAAGGCUCCGAGCGUUCAAAGAACAAUUGGAAGAUAUCUGCCCGUCGUUGGACGCAUCGGUGAAGAGGCCACGGAGAGAUUCCGUUAUUACGGUCGAUAAUGUUGCGCGCGAUCUAGAUACCCUGAACCGAAGAUACACAACCCUCGUGAAUCUGCUUGAGGAGCGAGUCAGACAGUUGGCACUAUUACAUCCUGAGGACACUUCCUUACAGCGUGUUCUUCAAGAACAAAGGCCACUGCGGACGUUCCGCACAGAGUUCAACAUAUAUGAAAGCACUACUAGCGAAGAGCGUUACACAUCCACAACCACACACUACACCCAGUCUCAAUAUACCUCCGAGAGGCAUGAGUCCACCGAGACGACUUUCUCGAGCGAGACUUCGAAGCGAAGUUAUAAUGCGGAGCAGGCCGUGUACCGUCCUAAUGACGAGACCACCAGCCUGGGUGCGGUUCAACCCGUUGAUGCCGGUGGUACUCUGCUCAAACGCUUGCACGAAAGCGGUACGACGAAUUAUGACAGGCAACAGCAGCAGCAGGAGUUUUCGUCCGUUGUGGACGGCGGGUUUAGUAACGAGCUUAGAAGGGUCGACGAUAGGGGUAAUAUUAUCGAAUCGGUUCACGUGAUGGACGUUAAGUGUAUCAUAGAUCAGAGCACCGGCAAAGUUCUUAGCGUACGCGAGGCAAUUCGACUCAAGAUCCUCGACGUUAGGAAUCUUAGGAUAGUGACAUCAAGCGAUGGCAGAACGAGCGUGUCGAUCCAGGAGGCCGCGCGUGACGGUAUCAUCAACGCGGAGAUGGCCGAUUGGCUGUUAACUUCAAACGGUCGGGUGUCUAUGCUCGCGACGAUGAGUGAGGAGCUCAACGACGAACGGGCCGACAUCGCGGAUCGAGUUAAGGUAACGACAGCACGUCGUGACGACGGUGGUGGAAGUAAUGCCGCCACCACGGGAAUUAGCGUUGUCGAUGCGAUGAGAAAGGGCUUGUUGGAUCCGAUCACGGGAGAGGUCAUUGCUGAGAAUGGCGAGCGAAUCUCAAUUGAAGAAGCAUACUCACGCGGCUAUCUUACUAAGGUGGACGUGACCGUUAGGGUAACUCGUAGUGCCAUCGCACUCUCCGACGCAAUAUCGCAAGGUCUUGUGGACGAUCGGACCGGCCGUAUCGUCGAUAGGAUUACCGGCGAGUCUUAUCCAUUGGACGAAGCCGUCGACAAAAAUAUUAUCAAUGCGAAUGUGAAAGAGAUUGUGGACACGAGGAGUGACAACAAGAUGACGGUGGCUGAGGCUAUGAAACAUGGUAUACUGAAUGCCAAAAGCGGUAGAUAUAUGCACGGCUUGUCGAUGGAGAAACUGCCGUUCAAGGAAGCUCGUCGUCGGCAAUUGAUCGUCAAGCCAAUGACGCUCAAGGAUUGUUACGAUCUAGAAAUUAUCGACGACAAAGGCAAAAUUGUUAGUCCAGCACAUCGUGACAAAUUAACGAUAUUGGAGGCCAUAUCACGCGGAGUCUUAGACUCGGAGAACAUCAAGUCCAUAGUAGACACUCGAACCGGCGAAAUGAUUACGCUAGCAGACGCCUUAACCAGUGGUAUAAUUAAAAUCGAUGGCACGUAUCGCGACAUGUUGAAAGGUGAAAAGUUCUCUAUUUCUGAAGCCGUCGAGAAAGGACUGAUUACGUCAGUGAAUCAAAAGAGUAUCUUUGACAUCGAUGGUUUCAAAGAUCCAGUUUCCGGCGAAUACAUUAGUCUGAAUGCUGCAUUAUUAAAAGGUCUGAUCAGCUCAAAAUCCGGCGGUACUUUCACGAUCGACCUGAAAACUGGAAAGACUGUUUCGCUGAGCGAAGCAGAAGAACAAGGUUAUAUUAGGCCGGAAGUACUGGAGAUGUUAAGCCAUGGCAUCGGCAUUACUGAGAACGGGCGCGAGACGAGCGUUCUCGAGGCUGUGCUGCUCGGAUUGUUAGAUCCUAAGUCCGGUCAAUUAUUGGAUCCGCGCAGCAAAAGGAUAGUGCCUUUGGAGGAGGCGAUCAAGCGAGGACUUAUUACUCCCGAUGGUGCUGCAUUGCUCACUAGUUUAUUAAAUAUUGCAGUCACCACGCAAACUGUGACGAAGACCAUCAAAAAAUACGUGACGACUCUGCAAACUGGUGAAACUGUUACAAGAGAUUACAAAAUUAGUUAUGAAGAAGCGUUGAGCAACGGUUUGAUUAAUGAAAGUAAAAAUGAAUUUAGGGAUCCUGAUUCGGGAAUGACGAUGUCCAUCGAAGACGCCUUUGAACAAAAUUUGCUCGGUGAUGAUGUUCGCCAGCAUGUUGUACAUUCGCAAGAACGUGCUUCAGAUUCGUUACGUACAACUUUCGAAAGUACCUUGACGACAAGUAUCGGUGAAGUACCUCGAAGUAGAAGAAGCGAAUCACCACCUAGAGCAAUCGGCACGGUUACCACUAUUAUUACCAAAGAAAUUGCUCCGCGAGCAUCGUCUACACCGAUAAAAGAAUCAUCUUCAGUUACAAUGACAGUCAUACCAUCAGCGACGACUGAUUCUGUGUUCGAAUUACCCACGGAUGGUUGGACACUCGCCGAAGCUAUCGAUAAGAAACUGCUUGAUUCUGUUACAGGUCUUUUCAUAAUUCCAGGCACUGAUAGAUUGGUUUCUUUCGAGGAAUGUAUUAAGUUGCAGAUCAUCAAUCCAAAUUCUGGUUUCGUUAUUGAUCCCACCAAUGGAAGAAAGGUAUCCUUGGUGCGAAGUUUAGAAAAAAACAUUCUGGACUCUACGGGUCAUUAUUGUUAUCCACAAAAAAUCUCGAUGAGAGAAGCGAUCGCGAAUGGAACGAUUAUAUUGGAAGACUAUCCGAGCAUAGGUAGCGAUAGCACUAACCAGAGACUUCUUCAGAUCACAAGAGUUUCAGGCAAGCCUGAUAAAGUGGAGUUGACUCGUGCUGGCGAUCCUUCUCAGCAAAUGGAAAUAAAAGUUAGUGACGAAAUGUCUAUGCCGGAUCCGGUACAGGUAACUCAGGGAGUGAUUUACGAUCCAGGAACAGCCUUAGUAAUCUCCACAAAAACCGGAAAAUCUGCAAAUCUUUUAGCCGCUGUUUCUGAAGGAACGAUACCGUCUACUGCUGUAAUCGUUAAAGAUCCAACAACAGGUAAAGACAUUGGCAUGGCGGAAGCUGUUAAUCGCGGUAUUCUGAAUAUAAAUACAUGCGAAUAUAAAAUCGAUGAUGGCAGAAAGAUAUCACUGAUCGACGCGGCGAAGUUCGGAGUGGUGUUCGUUCUGGGUGCUCCUCUCGCGGCUACCGCGGCCGCCAUAGAAGCGGUACAGAGAACGAUGGUCAAAGAUCCAGUAACUGGUAAGAAGGUGCCAAGAGAAGUCGCCAUUGAACGUGGCAUUAUACCAAUGGACGAUAACGCAACUUCACCGAUUAUUGAAUCUGCAAGUAGUACGCCUGAUGAAAAUGAAAAAGUUAUUAUAAAACAUGUACACGAUGAAUUUGGAAAAGUUCGCACUCCCAAGGAGGACGCUAAGAAUACCACUUUGAUUGAUUCAUCAAAAUCCGCCAAUGAUGUUACAGAUAGCGACAGUUUAGGUACGAAGACCAGAGCGCGAGUGACGGUCGAGCCGAGGUAUCAAGUUACGAUUGGUAAAGCGAGAACAUUAUCACAAAGUCCCGAGCGAGAAGCAAAACCUAUCGUUCUGCAGAAGAUGCGAAAGAGGAUAGUAAAUGUUAAGGAAGCGUUGCAGAGUGGUUUCAUCGACAUGGAAACAGCAGAUACCUUCGCGAAGAAAAUGUGCAAUGAAAAAGGGGAACCAAUCACUCUUUCUGAGGCAAUACGUGACAAUCGAAUAGACGCCAAUCAGGGUCAGAUCGUGGAUCCACAAAGAGGCGAUGUGCUUAGUAUCAAACAGGCUAUUGAUCGCGGAAUCCUUGAUCCAGAAAGCGCGCAUAUAUUAGUACCUUUGGCAAAAAGCUUGUCCGUGCCCAGCUUAUAUACACAAGGUUUACUAGAUCCUGUAGAGGGUAAAAUCGUUCAUCCUGAAACAGGCGCGCAUCUCACUCUCAACGAGGCUAUAGUAUGCGAGAUAGUGGAUCCUCUAUCUAACUUGAUGUUCACUUUUGAUGGCCGUACGGAAACAUUGCAGUCUGCUAUUGCAAACGAUACUGUCGAUGCAGAAAGAUUAUUGGUCAGAACGCAAGGCGGUAGCGUUGAUUUGGUAAAUGCGAUAGAGAACAAAGUGCUUGAGUUAAAGGGACCGGCUGAAUCUUUCAACAUACCGCCGGCAGGAAUGACAUUCCCCGUUGCAUUAAAACGUGGGUUGAUAGACAUCAGCAAGAAAGAAAUACGUCAUCCCAUUACCGGAGAGAAUUUACCACUGGAGGAUGCUAUAAAGAGAGAUUUUAUUAUGGCAUUACCAUAUCCAGUGACUCCUGACAGUAUCGAAAUAACGAAGGCUUUAGAAUCAGGAUUGAUUGACAGGGACAAUGCUAUAUUUUUCCAUCCUACUACGGGAACUCCGAUUCCAAUUGCUGAAGCUGUCGAAUCUGGUUUACUCAUCAUCAAAUCGCCUCGUGAUGAAAACACAGCUGCCAUCACUGAAACGGUUACAUCGUACCACACUAUCACGACUAAGACUGUUGAACUUUUAUCAGGUUAUGCGCUGAAGAACCCGACGGAAGUACAAGAUAUCAAUACCGGUAAUAUUAUUACUAUCGAAGAGGCCCGACAAAGAGGUAUUGUUAAGAAUGUAUCUGAAACUAAACAAGAAUUUACGACGAAAGAUAUCAAAAUGUCCUUUGAUCACGCGGUGGAAAAAGGAUUUGUAGAUAUGAAAAAGGGAAUUUAUACUGAUCCUCGCACCGGUACCAUAAUGUCUAUUGCUAAAGCCAUUGAAGAAGGAAUUCUCGAUACUUCAUCUAGCAAGAGUGAAUCCGUAACAUCUAGGAAAUCGCUUAAUAACAGUUUGACUGUAUUAGAAGCGGUCGAGCAAAUUUACGAUGAAGAAACUGAGACGUUUAAAAAUCCCGAGACGAACGAAUCUUACAAUUUGACGGAAGCGAUAAAAGUGGGACUAAUCGAACCCGAUUCCGUACUUUAUAAUGUUAAAACUAAUGAAUCUAUUACUACCAAAGAGGCAGUUGAGAAAGGUUUACUCGAUCCUGCCACUGGAAAAAUGAAGAUUGCACAGGAUCAGAAGGAUCAUUCGAUUAGCAUAGCGGAAGCUGCAAAAAUGGGUCUUCUAGCAGUUGUAGCCGCACCAGUUUUGGCUGGAAAAGCAGUUGUUGAUGCAAUUUCAAAUCGCAAAUCUAAAAAAUCAAAGCCGAGUGCAUCCAUAACAAAAUUAUCUGUUUCAACGAAGAAAGAAUCAAGUCUACCAGCAAAAAUUAUUUCCAGCCAAAUUCAAAUUACUCAGAAAUCUCAUGUUGAUUCUCAGACUGGAGAUAAGUCCAACAUAAUGGAAACGCAGAAACAAGCACUUUCGGAUACAAGAAUGACAGAAACGAUCCAAACUACAGAGAUGGAAAUGGAGAACGAUAGCCAAUUAAGAAGAGUCUCAGACGAAGAAAUACCAAGACACAUUUCGAUAACGAAAGAAUUAACGCCUCAGGUUCUUGCGGAAUUUGGAGUGUUUGAUCCUGUAAGAGAAAAAUUUUUGGAUCCAGAAACAGGUACCAUCACUUCCUUCAAUGAUCUAGUAUUGAACUUGAAUGUCUUCGAUCCAGACCGAGUAUUCGUCAAGGAUCUAUCAUCUAAGACGGAUUUGUACGUGAAAUUACACGAGGCAAUCAGCCGACCUCUCGUAGACAGGAACGUUGCUUAUAUGGUUGAUCCAAAAACCGGUAAAAAAAUACCUUUCUUUGAGGCGGUACGUUUGGGAUGGAUCAAGGAGGAACCAGAGGAUGAAACGAAUACAGAACAGUUCGCAGAAUCGCAGGCUCUAGACUUGCAAGAAGCUAUCGAUAUCGGUGUAUGCAAUCCCAUCACUGGAACAAUUCAAGAUCCAAAAACGGGACAAGUUUUAUCUAUGAACGAAGCUAUUGAUACAGGACUCAUUGACGUUGACGGGCUUGGUGUGAGAAAUCCAAUUACUGACGAAAUUGUGCCAUUUUCUGAAGCACUGGAGACAGGUGUCGUAGAUCUUCGCAAGGAUGUUGUUGUCAAUACGGAAACAAGAACGGAAAUCAAUAUUACGACGGCGUUUUUACGAGGUCUAAUUGUACCCAGUUCUCGCAAACCAAUCUCAUUGGAAGCUAUUAUUAGGCAAGGUCACUACGACACCGAGACAGGAAAAAUACAAGAUCCUCUAACUAAACAAUUGAUCGACGUUGAGGAAGGUGUUCAUAGAAAUAUUGUUGAUGCUUUUAUCACCGAGAUUGAGGAUACAAAAGCCGGUUCAUCCGUCUCGUUGGAUGAUGCGCUGACUAUGAACUUAUUGAUUCCUAAUACAGGUCGUUUGCGCGAUACAAAAGCUGGAGAGCUUCUACCCUUAGACGUAGCGCUUGAUAAACGUUUGAUUAUCACAACACCAUUCGUGCCUUCGCUGAUUGACGCUAUUAUUCAGCAAUACUAUUCACCGAAAACUGGCCUCGUUUUGAAUCCAAUGACGGGUGAAGAUAUAACGUUGAAGGAGGCAUUAGCCAUUGGUUAUGUUAACGGCUCCACUACAGUAGUAAAAGAUGAUAGAAAAGAUAACGUUAUUCCUCUCAAUGAAGCAGAGGAAAGUAAUCUAAUAGAUUUAGUAAGAGGAAUAUUUACUUAUCCGCAUUCUAUGUCAUUGGACAUCGCCUUUGAGAAAGGAUACAUUUUGAGUACCGUGAAACCAUGGACGUUACAAGAAGCUUUAGCUCUUCAAAUUUAUGAUCCAAAAUUAGGCACUUUUAAUAUUGAUGAUAAUAAUUAUACUUUAGAGGAGGCGAUGGAAAAAGGCUUUAUUAGCAAAGACAGUCCAUCGAUUAAAGAUCCGAGAAACAACGAUAUAAUAUCUCUGGGUGACGCUAUUAAACACGGCUUUAUCAACGCGAAGACCAGUACGGCAGUGGAUCCAUGUACCAGUGCGCCUCUUUCGUUAACUGAUGCUUUAGAUCGCGGUUUUAUAGUGCCAGCAAAACGUAAGAUAUCCCUACCGGAUGCCAUCUUCAAAGGCUUAUACGACCCCAAAACCGGACAAUUCACAAUACCUGAUACGCAAGAGAAGCUUCCUACCGAUCGUGCGAUUAAGAUGGGCGUGAUAGAUGCCACAACUGCGAUCGUACGAGAUCCAAAUGGUGACGUGAUGACAUUCAAUAAAGCUAUUAAAACUUCCAUAGUUGAUCCCAAAUCCGGAACAGUUAGUCAUGCCAGAGGACCGCCUGUAGAUUUCCAGGAAGCGCUGGAACGUGGUUUGCUCCUUGAAACGAGGAGACCUAUGAGUUUCAGCGAAGCAAUUUCAAAAGGCAUCCUCGAUGAUAAAACCAAUAAAUUUUUAGAUCCGCAAACGGGCAUUUACCUAACAAUAUUGGAAGCUAUUCAAAAGAAUUUAAUAGACGCUGAUUCAGUUACCGUCAAGGAUAUGAGAUCCAGCAUCUGGAAAACGAUGACGCUAAUAGAAGCUAUACAAUCUGACUAUAUGGACGGCACUACUGGCUAUCUCAAAGAUACUAACAAGAGUAACAGAAAUGUAUCUCUGAGAGACGCCUUUGAAUCUGGCCUCAUCGUUGAUAAUAGAGCAGCCGUGUCUUUGCAGCGUGCCAUCCAUCAAGGAUUGUAUGAUGAUAACACGGGCAAGAUCACUGAUCCCAGUACAGGUAGAGCCGUGACGUUGCAUGAAGCGAUGAGGAAGUGCGUAAUUAGCCCCACAUUACCAUGUUACUGGGACAAGCGUGGCGAACGUUUAUUAUCAUUAGCGGAAACAUGUCGUGCUGGCGUAAUUGAUAGGCGCACCGGUAUGUUCAAAGAACCCGGCACCAGUGGUUCAGUUUCAUUAUCGGUCGCGUUACAGCUGGGUCUUAUCGUCGAUAUAGAGAGUAUGGGAUUUGGUUUAUACGAGGCAAUAUUAAUGAAUAUGUACGACGUUUCAUCAGGCAAAUUUGUACAUCCAACCAGCAAUCAUAAGCUGACGCUAGCUGAGUCUUGCCAAGUGGAUCUAAUAAAUCCCUUGACAUCAAUUGUCAAGUGUACCAGAUCUAACAAAUAUAUCCCACUGGCUGAAGCAAUUUCUUUGAGCAUUGUCGAUGACGUUCGUGGCAUGUAUAUCAUUCGUGAACUUGACAAAGCGAUUAAUUUGCAAGAAGCGGCGAAAAAGGGCUUCAUCGUCACAUCAAAAACGCCUCUCUCGAUCGAAGAGACGAUCAAAUGCUAUCUUUACCGUAGUGAUAGCGGUAAAUUUACUAAUCCCGUUGUUAACGAAUAUUAUGAUCUUCUUCAAGCGAUUAAUUGUGGUCUUGUAGAUCCUGAUACUACUGCCUUAAAGGAUGCGACAACCGGACAGAUCAAGUCGCUAUUAAUAGGCAUCGAAGACGGGACGGUCGAUGUGUCUCGAGGAAGAAUACUGGAUCCUAAAACGACACGCGCUUUUAAUAUCGAUGUAGCUUUAGAAAGAGGUCUAUUGGUCACUAUUGACAAACCUCUAGCACAACAAAUAGCACAUAGAUCACCUUUAGAGGCAUCCAAAGCCGGACUUGGCGACAGAAAUGUCAAAGAAUGCACUUUAGAAGAAGCGAUUAACUAUCAACUUAUUGAUCCGAAUACGUCGGUUGUAAGAGACUCUAGAACCGGUCGAUUUGUAACGACGGCAAGAGCGAUUGCGGACGGUGUCGUAGAUCUCUCCGUCAGAGGCACGGUUGAACUAAACAGCGAAAGCAAAAGAAAACCGCGUUUCGUGCGUUUCGGUGAUGUCACCGUAUUUAUUAGAGAACCUUUCACUUUUGAGGAGGCAGUGGAGAAAGAGUAUCUGUCGCUAGAAUCGGGAAAAUUUACGGAUCCGAUCUCGAACGAACAAUUUACUCUAAAAGAGGCGAUUCGCAGAAAAAGAAACUAG